This is a messenger RNA of Biomphalaria glabrata, 2866 nucleotides long. Its product is annotated as cilia- and flagella-associated protein 52-like. Gene Ontology annotation, molecular function: protein binding. Bases 141 to 2186 code for a protein of 681 amino acids. The transcript has 15 exons. The record is from RefSeq and is a predicted model, not a curated record. Lineage: Eukaryota; Metazoa; Mollusca; Gastropoda; Planorbidae. Gene Ontology annotation, biological process: cilium assembly.
GGAAACCAAAUUUUGUGAAAUGGAAAAAAAUUGAUCACAUACGUCAAAGCUCCAAAAACAACUUCCGACAACAAUUCUGUACUGUUCCAUCCUUUGCACAGUGACUGUAUAGACGAGUAAAACAGCAGGCGAUUAGAAAGAUGGCUGCUCAGUGCUUACAGCCAUUUCUCAACCUUAGCUCGCAGCCGAACAUUGUGGACGAAACAUGCCCGAAGAAUGAAGUCUGCGAGCUACAUCUGCGCCAGGUCAUUGGAUUUAAUGGCAACGUGAAGAAAGGUCUCAUUGUGCACACCAAGGGAGACCACGUGAUCUUCCCAGUAGGCUACUCUGUCGUGAUUGAGAAACUUAUAGGACCCGGUGCCGGCUCUCAGGAGAUAUUGACCGGACAUACAGAUACGAUAACAGCUAUGGCCUUGUCCACCGAUGGCCAGUUCCUUGUCACGGGACAACAAAUAGCCCAGGAAAUGAAGGCACCGAUAAUACUGUGGGAUUGGUGCAGCCGUGAGAAACUUAUGGAGUUUCCUUUGCACAAGACAAGGGUGGAGUACUUGGCCUUCACUUGCAACAACAAGUACUUUAUCUCCCUUGGCGGCCAGGACGAUGAGAGCGUUGUCUUCUGGUGUGUCCUGGAAAAGAAGCCUCUCUGUGGCAAGUUGGCUACUCUCAAAAGGACAGGGAUCAUGAGAUGUGUGGCCACAUCUAAGGUCAACGAGUUCAGCUUUGCGUCAGGAGGAGAUAGUUAUGGAAGAAUAUGGACGUUUGACAGUUCUAACAAGUCGUUGGACAAUAUCGAAUUACGCUUUGCCAACAAUACACGGGUCAUUGAUUGUAUGGAGAUUGUAGACGACAAUCCCAAGAAUCCGUUGGUAUUCUGCGGAACGACUUCCGGCGAUGUGAUGGUGUUUCAUGCAGUAGGCGGAGCCCUGCAAUUCGUGGUACCGAACAAACAGAUCGCUGGAGGCAUCACAAGCCUCGCUUACACCAGGAUGCUGGAGGACAAUGUCUUCUGUUUGUUGAUUGGCUCAGGAGAAGGAAAGAUGGGAUACUACACUGUCACGUUGUCUGUGGGGAAAGGAAAUUUGGUGAGUGGAGCUAUGGCAAUGUAUAAAGGCUACAAAACAUGGUCAAGUGACAGGGAUAACUCUGCCGUCACGUCUAUAUCCAAAAUUGGUGCUGGACAUCAGUUUUACAUCGGCACAAAGAACUGUCAGAUCUACCGCUUCAACCUGGCCAAGUGGACAGCAGAACUAGUCAGGACAUGCAGUAACAACAGAAUCAACUCCAUUGCCUUCCCUAGAGCUUCAGAUGAACUGAUGGUUGUUGGAGAGUUUGAAUACGUCAGAGUGUUUAAUUUAAAGAUUCUCCUGGAGGUACGCCGCUACUUCCGUGCCAAUAGAAACUGUCUUGUUGUUAUGGUCAGCCAUGACGGGACUGCUCUAUUCACAGGGUGGGACAAUGGGGAGACAAUCAUACUGGGCUUCGAAGCAGACGACUUGAGUUUGAAGGAACUUUACAGAAUCGACAACACACAGAAACAGGCAGUGACAGCCAUGGCUUUAACCUCCAGGUCUGACUUGCUGGUGACAGGAGGUAACGACGCCCAGUGCAGGGUUUGGAAACUUGUAGCUGACUUAGACUGCCGUGGGCGCAAAGUGCGCCAAGGUCUCCUAUUGUAUAACUUUGUUGAUCAAGCUGGACCCAUUACCAUGAUCAAGAUGUCAGAUACAGACAAAGCUUUCGCCUCCACUAGUAUGGAUGGAACAGCGGCUAUCUACGACCUAAACAAAGGUGUGAGAAGACUGAUCGUCAAAGUGACCAAUGGUCUCAAUGCUGUGGACUUCUUGACGGAUGAGUGCCAGUUCAUCGUCUGUGGCUCGGCGGGGAAAAUUUUCAUCUUUGACUCUACUGACGGCGAAUCGUUAAUUGAGCUGGAUGGGGUUAAACACGGCUCAGUCAACUGUCUGGAAGUGGAAAAGAAAUUCAGAGCCAUCUUUGUGACAGUGGGCGAGGACAGACUUGUGAAGCUCUGGCACACGGAGCAAGGGGUGGUCACUCACGUAGGACGAGCACACAGUGACGACAUCAUCUGCUGCAGGCUGGGCUCCUGUUCCUCGCUCUUGGUGUCUGGGGGAAAGGAUGGAACCAUCUGUAUCUGGGACCUGCCACAGGGUGCACUUCAAGGAUAAAGACUAGACUGGGACUGGCUUUUCAUAGUUUUAAAUAUUUAUUAUAUUUUUGGAUUGUUGGGGGAGGAGGUUAGCCGAGCGAACUGUAAGGCUAACUACAAACGAUUUUUAUUUCUUAACUAGCUCAAAAUUAUCGCUUUUCUUUUCCACUACAGUAGUCAUAAAAAUGAUUACACGCUUGUGCUCUCUUUUUUUAGUUUUAGACUUUACUGUGCUAGGGCCAUGAUGAGUGUUUAAAAAGUUGAGAUAGGCCUGAAUAACUGACUUUAAUUAGCUUUGUAUAACAUGCCAAGAUGUUUUUAAGCUCUGUCAGGCUCUCUGAAAUAUGGUCGGAUGCAUGAUGAGCUAUUUGCACAUUUUCUGUGUUGAGAUGAAAGAUACCAUAUUUAAUACAGUGUUAAGGCAUAGCUUAUAAAUUAAACCUCUUAAGUGGCUGGUUAUUUACUUCUCUAUCAUUAAUUUAAUUUAACUGAACUUAAAGAAAAAUGUUUUCAACAAGUAUGUCAGUACAAUGCAGCACCUAGCAUGAGUCUUUCAGUGUACAUAGCAUGCCUUUACUUAAUCUAUUAUUUAUAAAGAAAACAUUUGUCACGCCUGUGUUAGCUGUUAGUAUGAAGUCCUUUCUGUAUUUUGUUGCCUGACAAACCAAUAUUGUCUAAAUUAGAUUUUAAUUAUGAAUA